CCCCGCGUUUAUCUAAAUGAGGAAGAAUUUGAAUUAAAAGUGAAACAAUGUAACGUUCGAGAUACACAGAUUCGGGAGUGUGUGCAGUUCACGUGCGUGUUCAUAAACAAAGAAAUGCCCGUUCUCAGCUGAAAACCAUGUUUUAUUGUCGAUUUCUGCUGCUUUGUUUUUAUCUGUUAUAUUUCUGCGCUGCGUUUCGCGUUAAUGCAACGUCUCCUCCGAGAAAUGCGAAAUCCUCUGAUAAUCUGCAGCACAUAGACUCUGCGGAGCAGAAUGCAGGUAGCACCAGAUACAAAAGAAGGUCCACUGAAGGUCUGGAGGGGUUCGAACCUGGUGAUGUUGCUCCUGCUUUCCAGGUGCACACUCUGGACGGAGGGUUUAUUUACAGUCCUCAGAACGACUCGAGGAGUGCGCUCAUCGUUCACGCGUUCACCAAUAAAUCCGCCUUUCUGGAGUGUCUGUGGACGUGGAGCGAGUCUCUGUCGGACCUGCUGACAUAUCUGCCGUCCAGCACUGAAGUCCUGCUGCUGUCCCUGGAUGACACUGCGCUGCAGGACGCCCUCUGGAUGAGAGAACAGGUGUACAGAGCCGCAGCUCGUGGAGGAAAAGAGAUCUUGUCCAGACUGCAUUUCUCUCCUACUCCUGUGUUUGCGCUGGGUAACUGGUUACCCAGAGUUCUGUACUCAUGGGGAUGUGGUGGACACAACUGCGGCCUCGCUCAGGUGCUUUUCUCCUCUCAAGACUGGAGCGCACCGGUGAUCACCAAGCGUCUCAAUGCCCGAUACGACUGGCUGAAUGGACGCUGGGGUGCAGAUCCUUACAGACUGCUGGAUGCAGGUGAUGGUUGUGAACCUGUAGCAUCUGUCAAAGGUGCAGUCGCGUGGGUAUCUGAGGGUGGCUGCUCUUUCUUCACAAAGAUAAAAACCAUGGCUGAAUCGAAUGCUACUGGAGUGCUGGUGUAUGCAUUGCCUGGGAAUCCCAUACAGGACAUGAACUGCUUAGGAGACGAUUGUUCCACCUCCAUCAACAUACCUGCGUCUAUGGUCCAUAUCGAACCAUCUGUCACGCAAGCACUGCGGUUCACAUUCAGUGAGGCUCUGCAGGAGCAGCUGAGUCAGCCUGCCGUUAUAGUGCCUGUGUUUGAUCGUCAUCUGAUGCAGGGAGAGACGGGAGCUCAAGCAUUGGUGGAUCUGCCUGGAGAUUUCAUGGAUUAUGAUAUUCUGGAAUUGGACGCCUCCCUGUCCUGUCCCGGCCGCAGGGACGAGACAUGUGCUCACUGGGAUCACACCGUACAGCUGUACGUAUGCUGCGAUCGCACCAGCCCAUACUGCAACCCAGAGCUCGGGCGCUGGAUAACAGCCUUCCGGAGAGGCACGGGUCAUUGGCUGACGGAUGUUUCUCCUUUGAUUCCCCUGCUAAAUGACAAGAAAUGUGUCUUCACCAUGAAGACUGUGCCAUGGGCCAUGCCAUGGAUGACGUCUCUCAAUCUACGCUUUAGUUACAGCAACCAGACAGGUAAUUACUCAGACAGACUGUACCCUCUCAAGGUAAUGUCACUCUUCCCUGGGGGGACGUUUGACAAGGACUAUAACAGCAGAUACCAAGAGAUCAAGUUCAGUCUUCCAGCUUCAACAAAGAAGGUGGAGUUAUAUGCUGUUAUCACGGCUCACGGGUCUGACGAGAACUUCUGCGGUGAAUUUUGUGUGACAUCACAUCAUUUCCUGAUCAACAGAUCCGUCAAUAACACCCUCGUGUUUGAGUCAGCUGGAUCACCUCUGGGCUGUGCCAUGCGGGUAUCUGAAGGAGCAGUGCCCAAUGAACACGGGACCUGGUUGUACGGCCGCGGAGGCUGGUGUGACGGGCUCCAGGUGGAUCCAUGGAGGACCGACAUCACUUCCCAGCUGGACAUGAGUGGAACCAAUUCUGUCCUUUACUUUGGACUCUUUGAAGAACGCAAUCCAGAUCCAAAGACUAAUCCGGGGUACAUUAUUAUGUACUCCUUUCUAGUGUUUUAUAAAUGAUUUCACAGACAGAAAAUUCAGCAGAAUUUAAUUCUCACUUUUUUGGCAGCAUUUUCCUACAUUCAGAAGCAUUUCUUUUUAUUUGGUGAUUUUGUUUUCAUUUUAGUAUUCCCUAAAGCUGCUUAUUUUUGAAAGGUAUUUUCGUUUAUAAAUGCUUUCUGACAUGAUUCAAUUUAUCAUAAUUUUUAAAGCAGUUGACACCUGAGAUUAGACAGUCACAUAAUCACACAUACAGUAAAUUGACAGAUCUUUUUCAAAUAAAUUGUGUCUUGAGAGAUACACAUCUGUCUCACUUAAAUCAUUUAUUUGCAUUACUAGCUGUGUGUACU
This is a messenger RNA of Sinocyclocheilus anshuiensis, 2350 nucleotides long. RefSeq lists its product as uncharacterized. Bases 138 to 2021 code for a protein of 627 amino acids. The record is from RefSeq and is a predicted model, not a curated record. Gene Ontology annotation, molecular function: oxidoreductase activity, acting on paired donors, with incorporation or reduction of molecular oxygen, reduced ascorbate as one donor, and incorporation of one atom of oxygen. NCBI's taxonomy places the organism in Eukaryota, Metazoa, Chordata, Actinopteri, Cypriniformes, Cyprinidae. The transcript has 11 exons.